Messenger RNA from Synchiropus splendidus (mandarinfish), 3195 nucleotides. It is a transcript of the gene mcm9, whose product is annotated as minichromosome maintenance 9 homologous recombination repair factor. The coding region runs from base 83 to 2992 and encodes 969 amino acids. The transcript has 14 exons. The record is from RefSeq and is a predicted model, not a curated record. Gene Ontology annotation, cellular component: nucleus; MCM complex. Lineage: Eukaryota; Metazoa; Chordata; Actinopteri; Syngnathiformes; Callionymidae. Gene Ontology annotation, biological process: double-strand break repair via homologous recombination. Gene Ontology annotation, molecular function: single-stranded DNA helicase activity; single-stranded DNA binding; ATP binding.
GUCAUCACGUACACAGCGCGCGGAACUCGAACCGCGUUGAAGCUUGCGGUGGUAAACUCCUUAUUUUCAAAAGUCCGUCACAAUGUCUCUUAACGCGGAGCAGAAGCUCACGGUCAGCCAGUUGUUCAAGUCUUACCUGGCGGAGCAUCACCUGAAUGACAUCACCCGCAUCAUUUCCAAACCGGAUGACGAGACCCAUCAUCCUGUGGUCGUCAAUGCAAUGACGCUGUUUGAAGCAAGUAUGGAGGUCGGCAACUAUUUCAAUGCCUUUCCAGAGGAAGUCUUGGCCUUAUUUGAUGAGGAGCUGCAAAACACAGCUAAGGAGCUGUUUAUGAACAACACCGUGUCUUCAUCUGGGCGUUGGAAACAGGACCAGAAACCACGACAGACUCUUCACACACGCAUCACGGGUCUGCCAGUUUGUCCAGAGCUCACCAGAGACACGAUUCCUCACUGCAGGGAUGCAGGACACUUCCUGUCCAUCACCGGCACCGUCAUACGGACCACUGUGCCAAAGGUCCUUGAAAAUGAACGUGACUACAUGUGCGCCAAGUGCCGCCAUGUUUUUACACUCAAGGCUGAUUUUGAACAGUUUUAUUCCUUCACUCCACCACUCACCUGCCCGAGUCCUGAUGCCUGCAAUUCCUUCAAAUUCACCUGUCUGUCUGAUAGCUCUGCUCCUGCAGCGUGCAAGGACUACCAGGAGAUUAAGAUUCAAGAGCAGGUGCAGAGGCUGGCGAUGGGCAGUAUUCCUCGCUCCAUGGUGGUUGUUCUGGAGGAUGACCUGGUCGACACCUGUAAGUCUGGCGAUGACGUCACUGUGUACGGAGUGAUAAGCCAGCGCUGGAAGCCCUUCUUCGAAGGCGCACGGUGUGACGUCGAGCUGGUUCUUAAGUCCAACAAUAUUGAAGUCAGCAACCAGCAGGGGGCGUUGUCGUUACUCACGGAAGACGUCCAGAAAGAAUUUGAGGAGUUUUGGGAAAGCCACAAAUAUGACCCUUUCACAGGGAGAAACCAGAUCUUGUUGAGUCUGUGUCCUCAAGUCUUUGGUAUGUAUGUGGUCAAACUGGCGGUAGCUAUGGUGCUGGCUGGCGGGGUUCAGAGAAGGGACCCAUCCGGAACCAAAAUCAGAGGUGAAUGUCACAUGUUGCUGGUUGGUGAUCCUGGCACAGGCAAGUCCCAGUUCUUGAAGUACGCUGCUAAAAUCAUUCCUCGCUCCGUGCUAACAGCUGGGAUUGGCUCCACUAAUGCCGGACUGACUGUGGCUGCGGUGAAGGAAGGCGGGGAGUGGCACCUGGAGGCCGGAGCUCUGGUUCUGUCAGACGGAGGCCUGUGCUGCAUCGAUGAGUUCAACAGCAUCAAAGAGCACGAUCGCAUUAGCAUCCAUGAAGCCAUGGAGCAACAGUCCAUCAGUGUGGCCAAAGCUGGAAUGGUGUGCAAGCUCAACACCAGAACCACCAUCCUGGCUGCCACCAACCCGAAAAGUCGCUAUGAUCCCAAGGAGCCGCUGUCGGUCAACGUGGCCCUGGCGAGCCCGCUCCUGAGCCGCUUCGACCUGGUGCUGAUCCUGCUGGACACCAACAACGCCGAGUGGGACCGGGUCAUUUCCUCCUUCAUUCUGCAGGAUCGAGGGCUUCCCUCUGACUCCAGCAGCCUGUGGCCCAUGGAGAAAAUGAAGGCCUACUUCAGCCUGAUCAAGCGCCUGCAGCCGCAGGUGUCUGAGGAGGCCAACCUCAUCCUGACUCGAUACUAUCAGCUGCAGAGGCGGCGAGAGAGUCGCAACGCAGCGCGCACCACCAUCCGCAUGCUGGAGAGCCUGAGCAGACUCGCUGAAGCUCAUGCCAGGCUCAUGUACCGAGAGACGGUGUCUGUGGAGGACGCGGUGAUGGCCGUCUCCGUCAUGGAGUGCUCCAUGCAGGUGAAGAGAGGUGACUUGCUUCCGCUCUACUCUGACUCACUCCUCCCGCACUUUCAGGGCGGUGGCCUGCUGGGGAACGUUAAUGCCACACUCACCACAUUCCCUGACGACCCGGGGCAGCAGUACCAAACCCAGUGUGAGAUCGUCCUCCAGGGCCUGGGUCUCACUGAGCUGCUUCAGAACGAAGUGGAACGACUGGCCAGCCUGGGGAGGAACCUGUCGGUGGCCUCUUGCUCAGCUGGACCCGCUGACUCUCAGCCAAAUAGCUGUGUGGACAAAUCGUCGCCACGUAGUGCAGACAAGGAUCCAGAGGUGUCAGAGAAGAGCCUGACCUGGCUUGACUCCUUUACCUUGCUGUCGCCUGGUGAUAUCACACCUCCGGCAGUUACAUCAACACAAGAGAUCGACACAAAUCCAAAGGCUUCUAAUCGGCAGACGGAAAAGUCGGGGAGUGAGGGACCGGACCUCUCUGCCAGAGGGACCAAACGGAAACAUACUGAAGUUACUGACCAUGGUCCAGCGCCAGAGAAGGGAGAGACUGAGAUUGGACCUUCAGGGUUUCCUAAUUGUGUUCUUGUGAAGGUUUCAAAGAGUCUUCAGAAGAGAAGAGUGAGCAGCCUGAGGGAUGGUGCGGGAGGUGGAGUUUGUGUCGGGGUUGCUGCCUGCACUGCAGAAGAUGGAAGCCACAACUCCAACAAUGUGAAUGCCAUGUUAAAAAACUUUGAAUUCAAGUCGAGACAGAAGUGCAGCUGGAGAGCGAGUGGCUCAGGCGAGUCUUCCUCGUCCCUCAUCACAAAUGGAGAACCAAACAAUUGCAAGGACAAAAAGGAUCAAGCCUCUUUAUCGAAUGCAUUAAGAAGAAUUAACAAAAUAGCUCCCCCUAGUGCGAGAAACGAAGUGACCCUCCAGUCGCCUCGAGGAGGUGAUGCGGUGUCUGAGCCACGUGACGCUGCCAACGCUCUUCUGAACCGUACUUCUCCGCCGUCAAGUGUGAAUGUAGCUACUGUUGUUUCUUCUGCGCAACAAAAACUCUCCAGGUUCUCUUUUGUGGGCACAAGUGAGUCCAAGAAGUAAGGAAGCUGCAGCACUGUGACUCUGGCCCUGUCUUUCUUCGUUAACUCAUUUUCUGUGCUUGAGAAAACAAAUCUGCUGUUGUCGGUCUCCGAACAGAUUAUUAGUUUAUUAAAAGAAAUAUGAAUGCACAGAUUAUCAGAGAGGAAGCUUGUCAUAGAGCUCUCUGUCAUUAUUGUUUCAAAACAUAUUAUAUAUAUAUAUCG